Molecule: messenger RNA, 346 nt
Organism: Oenanthe melanoleuca
Lineage: Eukaryota; Metazoa; Chordata; Aves; Passeriformes; Muscicapidae
Gene: CTXND2
Product: cortexin domain containing 2
Exons: 1
Coding region: 173-346 (57 amino acids)
Source: RefSeq, a predicted model, not a curated record
GCCAUAUUUCCCCAUUUUUUGGGUGUUUUUGACCCCUCAGCCCCACGAAUCCCCCCCUGUUCUGGCCCCUCAGGGAUGUCAUUGGGAGUUUGCUGGGGGACAGGCGCUGGAGGACCCCUGGGGCUGAGGGACGCCCACCUGAGCUGCCAGAGGGACACCUGGGCGUGCCCCUAUGGAUCCCCCCACGGCGCUGCCCGCCCUGGACGUGGACAAAGCCGUGGCCACGGCCUUCGUGGUGCUGCUGGGGCUCUUCCUGCUCGCCAUCACCGUGCGCUGCGCCCGCCUGGUGGUGGAUCCCUACAGCGCCAUCCCCACCUCCACCUGGGAGGAGGAGCCCAUCAACUGA